AUAAUGCGCAUGCUCAUCGUGAGACAAUAAACAUCCAAACAUGGACGCCACCAAAGAGAAAGAGGCUUUCACGACGGAAAGACCUAACUUACAGAAGACAGAAAGACCUAACUUAAAGAAGAAGCACGAUGAAGACGAAGACGAGCGCCCUUCCAAGACGAAGAAACUCGACGUGGACCACAACACGAACGUAGCCAACCACUACAACCAACUGCAGGAGGUCGGCCUGGCGGCGCGAAGUCAGAGUCGCAUUUUCUACAUGAGGAACUUCAACAACUGGAUGAAGAGUGUCGUCAUCGGAGAGACCCUAGACCAGGUGCGCGGGGAGGACCACCGCCGCCGUGUGUCCGUGUUAGACCUGGGCUGCGGCAAAGGGGGGGACCUACUCAAGUGGCGCAAAGGCGGCAUCGAUCACCUGGUGUGCGUGGACAUCGCCAGCGUGUCCGUGGAGCAAUGCCAGAGUCGCUACGAGGACAUGAGGAGGAAGAGCCGGGCGGGCGAGAGGGUCUUCAGCGCUCAGUUCCUCACCGCCGACUGCACCAAGGAGGUCCUGUCCGAGAAGUUUGACCAACCCAACCUGAAGUUUGACAUAUGCAGCUGCCAGUUUGUCUACCAUUACUCCUUCGAGAGCGAGACCAAGGCGGAUUUGAUGCUGAGGAACGCCUGCGAGAGCCUCAAACCCGGGGGGUUCUUCAUCGGCACCACGCCGGACGCCUACGAGCUGGUCAAGCGCCUGGAGGCGUCAGAGUCGCUCUCCUUCGGCAACGAGCUCUUCCAGGUGUCCUUCCGGUCCCGGGGGGACUACCCGCUCUUCGGCUGCGAGUACCACUUCAGCCUGGAAGGGGUGGUCAACGUCCCCGAGUUCCUGGUCUACUUCCCCCUGCUGGAGCGCAUGGCCCGGCGCUACGGCAUGCGCCUGGUGUCCAAGCACCGCUUCUCCGAGUUCUUCCAGGAGAAGAUCAAGCUCAGCCAUCACCGCAGCCUCAUGAUGAAUAUGUCCUCGCUGGAGGCCUUCUCCGGCGAGGACGGGCGCGGGGAAGACGAGUACGGCCACGCCCGGGAGCACUGCGACAAAGCGGGGCCCGGAACCCGGCUGGGAACGCUGAGCAAGUCCGAGUGGGAAGCGGCCAGCAUCUACAUGCUCUUCGUCUUCCAGAAGAUGUCCUGAUGUUGACAGACGCGGACGCUCGGGCACGACAACUCCCAGAAUGCACCGCGGCGUCGACCCCAAGCUUUAUAGUUCCAAAACUUCCUCAUCAAGGUCCUCACACUGCUGCUCAGAUACCUCCUGAGACAUUUUUUGCUCAAAAGAAGAACGUCCAUCAUGGAACCAUCUUAUUUUCAGAAAUUGAAGUAAAAUGAUUAUUGUUAUUAUUAUAAUUAAUAGUUAUCUGAAGCACAAUAGAAGAAUGAGUCACGCGGUGUUGUAGCAUCGAUAUAUUAACACCAGGAGGUUGCCUACAGCCAUAACCCAUGUUUUUGUUUCACCUCGUAGCCGUUUAUUUGGCAUCAGGCGACUAUGUGAGGUAGCGGCUACCUUAAUUAAAGUGUUAUUAUUAUUAUGGAGUCUGAUGUCAUCACAAGUUAAAACUCCUUUUGCUUGUGCCGGUGUAUCUAAAAUAAGAAACUUUUUUUGCGGUGUGUGUAUCUUAUAUGCUAUAAUUUUGUGCAUUUUUAUGUUAUGCACGUAUUCUGUUGUCAGGAAAAACCAUAAAAAAUUAAAAUAUAACUGCAUCUA
Messenger RNA from Nerophis lumbriciformis (worm pipefish), 1738 nucleotides. It is a transcript of the gene rnmt, whose product is annotated as RNA (guanine-7-) methyltransferase. Gene Ontology annotation, biological process: 7-methylguanosine mRNA capping. NCBI's taxonomy places the organism in Eukaryota, Metazoa, Chordata, Actinopteri, Syngnathiformes, Syngnathidae. Gene Ontology annotation, cellular component: nucleus. Gene Ontology annotation, molecular function: mRNA 5'-cap (guanine-N7-)-methyltransferase activity. The record is from RefSeq and is a predicted model, not a curated record.